UGGUGCAUAAAAGUCACACCUUUGGAAAGGUUUGGUAUGUAAAGAGAUUCCCAUGGCUGGGGAGUGUGUAGAAGUGAUUUGGCUAAGAGUUCACAGAUUAACUAGGUAUUAGGCCUAUUUUCUACAGUAAACUGUUUUUCCCGUAAACAUUUUGUAGAGAUGGUUGGUGUGUCAUUGAGUCAAUACCCGUAGGAAAGGGACAAUCCAUUAAAUUCACAUCAGAAAUUGUCAACAUGAUACAAAAUCCUGCCCUUAUAUUCUCAGAGCUAAACAUAUCAGCCCAAGUAAUUUUUCAGUAUUGCAGGUAUCAAAUGCACAAGAAGUACUCAGAAACAUAGUAAGCUGUAGAUGUAGAAGCAAAAUGGCCACUUAACAAAUCAUUUGAGACAUGGGUCCAGCAAUUAAUUGACACCCAAUUGAAAAGUAAACGGAUGAGAACAUAAAAAAGAUAAGUAUCCAAGAACCUUAUUUGACUAAAGGAAAAGAAAGGUCGUCCUCGAGGUUCUCAGCUCUUACACUUCAAAUGAUAAGACUGUACCUUUUGGAAGAAAAGAAGUUAGAAUGAGCAUCUCUAUGCUUUUUCAUCUUUUACUCUAUUGUUUUUAUGUAGUUUUUUUCCAGUGCCAAUACUUCAGACACCAUUAGCAGUAGUGAGCCUGUGAGAGACUCAGAAACUGUAUUUUCUAGAGGCAAAAGAUUUAAACUGGAUUUUUUUAGCCCCAGGAAUUCUGCAAAACGUUAUGUAGGGAUUAUGUUUAACCUACCAUCACCAACACCAACUGUAGUAUGGGCCUUUACAUGAUUCUAGUGGAAUACUCACAAUAUCAGAAGAUAGCAAUCUUGUCAUCUUGAAUGGACAGAAAGAGAUAAUUUGGUCAUCCAGUAGUUCAAACUCUAUGAAGAAUUCCACAGCUCAGCUCUUGGACUCUGGAAACUUAGUCUUGAAAGACAACUCAAAUGGGAGAGUUCUAUGGGAAAGCUUUCAAUAUCCUACGGAUUCUCUCUUACAGCUCAUGAAAAUGGGCACUGAUAAGCGUACUAACACAACAACUCUCCUGAACUCAUGGGGGAGUCCUGAUGAUCCAUCCGUUGGGAGCUUUUCAGCUGGAAUUCAACAUCAAUACAUUCCUCAGUUUCUUAUUUGGAAAAACAGUUCUCCUUACUGGCGGGGUGGUCCAUGGAAUAAACAGAUAUACAUAGGAUUACCAGAAAUGAAUUCUUUCUAUCUCUAUGGUAUUGACCUAGUAAUUGAUAAUACUGGCACAGCAUACCAAACUUAUUCAGACCCAAAUCAGUCUAGGAUACUCUAUUAUUCCUUGAAUUCAACAGGGUCUGACCAGGAGAAGGUUUGGGAUCAAAGUAAGAAGGAUUGGGUGGUAACAUGGGCAAAUCCCCGAACAUAGUGUGAUUUUUAUGCUAAGUGUGGGACAUAUGGAAGCUGUAAUCCAAUGAAUUCUCUAAUAUACAGUUGUAUACAAGGUUUCAAACCAAAAAAUGAUGGAGAAUGGAAGAAAGGAGAUUGGUCUGGUGGAUGCAUCAGAAGUACUGCACUAGACUGUGAAAGGAACAAAACUGAUAUUGAGAAG
This is a messenger RNA of Solanum stenotomum, 1586 nucleotides long. RefSeq names its product G-type lectin S-receptor-like serine/threonine-protein kinase At1g11330. The coding region runs from base 897 to 1403 and encodes 168 amino acids. The record is from RefSeq and is a predicted model, not a curated record. The transcript has a single exon. Gene Ontology annotation, biological process: recognition of pollen. NCBI's taxonomy places the organism in Eukaryota, Viridiplantae, Streptophyta, Magnoliopsida, Solanales, Solanaceae.